GGAAGGUUUCUACGUCAUUUUCGACAGAGCACAGAAGCGGGUCGGUUUUUUGCGGUCAGCAGCUGUGCAGAUGUGAAUGGCGUAAAGGUCUCGGAGAUCGCCGGUCCAUUCAGCACCGCGGACAUGUCCAGUAACUGCAUCUCCAGCAACCCGUUCCGAGAGCCCGUCAUGUGGAUGAUAUCGUACGCGCUCAUGACUUUUUGCGGCAUUAUCCUGCUGGUGCUGGUGGUCUUGCUGCUUAUUCCCCAAAGACGGGACAAUCUCCCCGAGGCG
Messenger RNA from Staurois parvus, 273 nucleotides. Lineage: Eukaryota; Metazoa; Chordata; Amphibia; Anura; Ranidae. The record is from the annotation of a GenBank genome assembly.